GAAAUAAGCAACGAUGAGAGUCUUUGGCGUAGGCCCCGUCCUAGGUCCAGGUCACUGAGUGUGCAGACCCUGGCAAAUCCUGCCGGACCGAGAAGCAGGGGCUAAGCCCCCACAGCCCUGACAGCUGGACGGUCGCUUCUAACUUCAUCUCUGUUUGGAUCCUAAUGAAUGAACUGGGCUAGCUAAGUGCUAUCAAAGUAGCGCCGCGCACCAGAGCCCAUGAGUGCACACAUUGAAACGUGAGAGCCUGUAUAACUGCAGUAUUGGAGAGGAAGGCUUCAGAGCUCUUGCAUCAGCACUGAGAUCAAACCCCUCACACAUGAGAGAGCUGCAGCUGAGUUGGAAUAAAGCAGGAGACUCAGGAGUGAAGCAUCUUUCUUCUCUUCUGGAGGAUCCCAACUGUAAACUGGAGAAACUACACCUGGUUAACUGCAGUAUUGGAGAGGAAGGCUUCAGAGCUCUUGCAUCAGCACUGAGAUCAAACCCCUCACACAUGAGAGAGCUGCAGCUGAGUGGGAAUAAAGCAGGAGACUCAGGAGUGAAGCAUCUUUCUUCUCUUCUGGAGGAUCCCAACUGUAAACUGGAGAAACUACACCUGUAUAACUGCAGUAUUGGAGAGGAAGGCUUCAGAGCUCUUGCAUCAGCACUGAGAUCAAACCCCUCACACAUGAGAGAGCUGCAGCUGAGUGAGAAUAAAGCAGGAGACUCAGGAGUGAAGCAUCUUUCUUCUCUUCUGGAGGAUCCCAACUGUAAACUGGAGAAACUAUUCCUGUAUAACUGCAGUAUUGGAGAGGAAGGCUUCAGAGCUCUUGCAUCAGCACUGAGAUCAAACCCCUCACACAUGAGAGAGCUGCAGCUGAGUGGGAAUAAAGCAGGAGACUCAGGAGUGAAGCAUCUUUCUUCUCUUCUGGAGGAUCCCAACUGUAAACUGGAGAAACUAGACCUGCAUGACUGCAGUAUUGGAGAGGAAGGCUUCAGAGCUCUUGCAUCAGCACUGAGAUCAAACCCCUCACACAUGAGAGAGCUGCAGCUGAGUGAGAAUAAAGCAGGAGACUCAGGAGUGAAGCAUCUUUCUUCUCUUCUGGAGGAUCCCAACUGUAAACUGGAGAAACUAGACCUGCAGCGCUGCAGUAUAACAGAUGAAGGUUUCAGAGCUUUAGCAUCAGCACUGAGAUCAAAGCCAUCAGCCCUCAGAGAGCUCUGGCUGUAUAGGAAUCAUCCUGGACCCUCAGCACAGCAGCUGCUCUCUGAACUGGAGAAACAUCCAAACUGUAAACGCCUACAAAUACUAGGACCCUAAUGAGUCCAUCCUGUUGUGUUCCACCUGAAUCAUGUUUUUACACUGUGCAUAAAUAAGUGUUGCAGUACAUUCAUGUGUGAAGUUAUAUGUUUUAAAGUGACUUAUGUAAAUAUGAAAAUUGUGAGUAAUAUUGUAUAAAGGAUGUUUUCAAUAUAAACACAU
Molecule: messenger RNA, 1462 nt
Organism: Sardina pilchardus (European sardine)
Lineage: Eukaryota; Metazoa; Chordata; Actinopteri; Clupeiformes; Clupeidae
Product: ribonuclease inhibitor-like
Exons: 7
Coding region: 320-1300 (326 amino acids)
Biological process (GO): intracellular signal transduction
Molecular function (GO): protein binding
Source: RefSeq, a predicted model, not a curated record